GGCUAGAGGAGCCGGAGGGAGGCUAUCGGUAGCGAGUCAAAAUGAAACUUAACUUCAAAACUUUUCCACUGACGGAAUCUGCAAGGAAAGAGGUCGUCUCCCUUAACGACAAAAAACAUGGCCAGCAAACAUCUUCCCCCUCAGAAACCACAAACAGGGAAACCACAGCUGCGUAUCGUGCUUGUUGGGAAGACUGGAGUUGGGAAGAGCACUACAGGAAACACCAUCCUGGGGAAAAAGGCAUUUCCUACAGGGAUUUCCUCUUCCUCAUUGACAAUGAAGUGUCAAAAGGAAACUGGAGAGUUUAAUGGGCAGUCUCUCACUGUUGUUGAUACUCCUGGUUUGUUUUCUACUCAGACUCCUUCUGACAAACCGAUUGUGUCUCCAUCAAAAAUAUUAGACAAAAUACCAGGUUUGUCUGAAACAAACAAGAAUAUACUUAGAGAGAUUGCUAGGUGCAUUACCUUCUCUGCUCCUGGUCCCCAUGUUUUCCUGGUUGUUCUCCAGGUGGGCAGGUUCACACCAGAGGAACAGGAAACGGUGAAACUCAUCAAGAUGUUCUUUGGAAAAGAGGCAGACUCUUACACUAUGGUUCUGUUCACCCACGGUGAUGACCUGAAAGCUGAAAAAGUUUCCAUAGACAAACUGAUCGGUGAUAAUGAAGCUCUUAGAGAUUUUGUCAGGCAGUGCCAUGGGGGUCACCAUGUCUUUGACAACAGGAACAAUGAUUCAUCUCAAGUCCCCGAUCUACUGGACAAGAUCACCAGCAUGGUAAAGAGAAAUGCAGGAAGACAUUACACAAACGACAUGUUCAUGUGGGCUGAGAAAGCUAUAGAAGAGGAGAUGCAAAUCCUAAAGAAAGAAAAUCCAACAAUGUCAAAGGAAGAAGCAAGAAAAACGGCUGAGGAAAACAACCCCUAUAUUGAAGCUUUGGUAGUGAAACUUGUUAUACUGAUUGGCUCAGGGGUACGUUCUGUUGUGAGGAAUAAAACAACAGAGGAGGUAAGGAAAGUAGCAGGGCUAGAAAUAGCAAAUAUAGCAGGAGAUGUGAUAGAACACCUGAUAGAGGAAGCAACAAAGUAUGUUGCUUAUGUAUGUAUUCCUAAAGCGUUCGAGAAAUGCAAUUUACAGUGAGUGCCUUUUGAUCUUUGAGUUGAUCACACUAUGUCCUUUUGUUUUAUUUUGGUUGUUUGAGUAACAAAAAUCACCUUUAUUGUAACAUAUACCUUGUUUGUUUUUCAAAUGGCUUGUGGGCCUGUACGUUCACUGAAUGUUGUAUUGGAAUGUAACAGAAAAUGCAUCUUAGGAUGCUUCAUUUAUUUGUUCUCUUUUUUUAACUUAGGUGAAUUUUUAUCCUUCGCCUGGUCCUUGUUUUAGUCUGCAUGCAAUGCCAGACAAGGGUGACAGUGUGCAUCUCUUGCCCAUGUACUGAUCUGUCUAUUGUCUCUGGCAGACUGCUGAUUGCUGCUUCUCUUGAGUUUGUUUAUGGUCUAGGUAAACCGUAAAACUGAACUGCCCUUCUGGGAUAAAUAAAGUUGUCUGAAUCUGAAUCUAAACUUAUAUUGGUGGCCUGAAAAGGACCAUUUGAUUGACACAUGGCAGAAUUGUUGCAAAAUCAAAUAAUGUGGCACUGAAAGCAGCAUCAAAUGUGGUACUGAUGGGAGCAAUUAAUUAAAAGAAGCUUUGGAUUAGCGGUUGGAAUUGGAGUAAAUCAAAUUGUUUAAAUUGCUUGUGAAUGAUUAAAGCUCUCAAGGAUCAAAUAGAAUGAAAAAAUAAUUUGUAAGUAAUUAUGUGUGUGCCGUGAAAAGCAGUCAUGUUUUAUUAUUAUUCAUCAUACUUAUGUAACCGAGCGUUGAGUGCGCCUAUACUUAUUAAAGUGGGAAAAUAAUAUCACAGACUUUCCUAAGACUGAA
Molecule: messenger RNA, 1913 nt
Organism: Lampris incognitus (smalleye Pacific opah)
Lineage: Eukaryota; Metazoa; Chordata; Actinopteri; Lampriformes; Lampridae
Product: GTPase IMAP family member 7-like
Exons: 2
Coding region: 118-1134 (338 amino acids)
Molecular function (GO): GTP binding
Source: RefSeq, a predicted model, not a curated record